CCGCGCGAGUAUUUCUGUAAAACUCCGGCGGUUGAUAUGGACACACUGCUUCCAUCUGCCGGGCGGGAGGAGGCAUCGCAAUCAUUCACAAAACUACAAUAUCGCCCGCUACUUUAGUCUCAACUGACCAGAAGGCAGUGCGGCCUAAACACGGAACGUGAUUGGCUGGUGAAAACUCGGUUGAGGAAGUGGUGCGUCGAAUUACGUUCGCCGACUCAAAACCCCGCUCAUGACUAGCUACACCUGAGUCUCACACUAGUAACUCUCUCAUUAAGACAGUGCUCUCAUGGCUGGCAGAAGAGUUGUGGUCUUUCCAUCCUCAGCGGAGCUUGGGCCAGUGCUGGCCCAUCUGGUGACAUCUCGAGCUGAGAAGGCCAUCACCUCUCAUGGCAGAUUCACGCUGGGGCUCUCUGGAGGAAGCCUCGUGUCCAUGCUCAGCAAAGAGCUGCUCGCCCUGCCAGAGCUGGACUGCAGCAAGUGGGUGGUUGGUUUCUGUGACGAGCGACUGGUUUCCUUUGAUGACCCCGAGAGCACUUAUGGGCUGUACAAGAGUCAGUUGUUUUCCAAAGUCAACAUCCCUGACAGUGGGAUCUUAACCAUCGAUUCCUCUCUGCCAGUCAGUGAGUGUGCUGAGGAUUAUACCCGUAAACUGAAGGAGGCCUUCCCAGAUGAUGACUUCCCUGUGUUUGACCUGUUACUGCUGGGUAUGGGGCCUGACGGACACACAUGUUCCCUCUUCCCAGACCACCCUCUCCUCGAGGAAACCAAGAAGAUUGUGGCCCCCGUCAGCGACUCUCCCAAACCCCCGCCACGGCGUGUAACUAUGACUUUUCCAGUGGUGAACUCUGCACACUGUGUGGCUUUUGUAUCAACGGGAGGAAGCAAAGCGCCCAUUUUGAAGGAAGUGCUGGAGGGUAGAGAGGGUCCGGCGUUUCCAGCAGCCCGUGUUGUCCCGACCAAGGGCGAGCUGUUCUGGCUUGUUGACGACCCAGCAGCUGCCUCCUUAACUAUCCAGGUAGAGAGGUUAGGCUCAGGGGCCAAACUGUAGAGCUUUUUCAACACUGGUGCGAAUACCUGAAUAAAGAGACUGGAAAAUAGUG
Xiphias gladius (swordfish) is the source of this 1100-nucleotide messenger RNA. RefSeq names its product 6-phosphogluconolactonase (gene pgls). Gene Ontology annotation, biological process: pentose-phosphate shunt; carbohydrate metabolic process. Lineage: Eukaryota; Metazoa; Chordata; Actinopteri; Istiophoriformes; Xiphiidae. The record is from RefSeq and is a predicted model, not a curated record. Bases 287 to 1048 code for a protein of 253 amino acids. The transcript is spliced from 7 exons. Gene Ontology annotation, molecular function: 6-phosphogluconolactonase activity.